CUUGCAGCCAAGGCUUUCGCGGUAACUAAACCUUGAACAAAUAUCAAGAGGCGUGACAGCGCUGAGCUGGGAGCGACUGUCGUGGGGUCCAGCCUACAUCGACCGCCUCGAUCUUCAGAAGGGCGAUCACGCGCACAACACAGCAGCAAGCCCAACGCUGCAUCAAAGGUAUCCUACAUACGAACAUUUAUUGAAGAGUCGUUUUUGAUCUAGGCUACCGGUGUUGCUGUGCAAGCUUGUCGCGGUGGGGCGCACUUGUCGCUGAACGCAACCCAGACGAGAUGUAUUAGCACGCUUGAGGCAGCAGCGGGUCAAGGGAGUGCUCGGAUGUUUGGCGGGGGCUCAGCACAGACGGCGGCAUGGCCGCGAGGGCUCCCAGUGGCCUCCUCGCGCAGUGACGCCCUUGCUCGGGCGCACCCAGCCGCGCCUGUUCGGCCAGCGCCCUCUUUAACAUCAACACAGCUACAUGAACCCCUUGGUUUUGGCGCUGGCAUGUCGCGGUCGGCCCGCACGCUGGCGCCCCACUCGCUGGCAGGGACGUCCGCAGCCCUACCCGCGCCCGUCGCUCGGCGUGCGCACCGCCAAGAGGGCGUGCCUCCGGUUUGCGGCGCUCCAUCCCUCCUCCUAAACACCCUCACCUCAGAGGCAUCCAGCAUUAGCGUCGGAGCCGGCGACAGCGCGUCUGCCAGUGGGGAAUGUAGCCUCACCAACCAAGGGGGGCGCAGUCCUGACAGCGCUGCGGGCGAUAGUCUGGCUCCGGAGGCCUUUUGGCGCGGCAACGCCCGCCCACCGCAGGUUCCCGCCGAUCACGGCCAUGCCAGCACCAGCGGACGCUUCGGCCACCUACCCCGAGGCAUCCGCACCAGCAGUAGCAGCAGCGGCAGCAGUAGCAGCAGCAAGGCCAGCAGCAGCAAGGCCAGCAGCAGCAGCAGCAUCGGCAGCGGCCGGGCGGGCGUGAAGACGCGGACAGCGCCAGCGGGCGCCGACCGCGCCACGCCGCAGUCGGCGCCGGACCCGGCUGCGCUGACGGCGUGGAUCAAGUCGUGUCGGGACGUGGCGCGGCUGGAGCGGCUUGUACGGCAGCACGGCGAGCGCAUGAACCACAUCCACGUCAGCGCCGCCAUCACGCACCUGUCACAGCUGGCGGCCGCUGACCCGGCCGUGUCGGAGGCGCUCGAGGCGGCCGCGGCCGCAGCGGCGGCAGCGGCGGAGCCGUCCUCGCAGCUGCAGGCGCCGCCAGGCCCGGCGGCGGGGCCUGCUCUUGGGGCUAGCAGUGCCGGUAGCAGUGCUGGCAGCAGGGCGGCGGAGCUGGCGGGCACACUCAGCCAGUCGUUGCUGCGCCUGCUGCGGUCGCGUCUUGCCGACUGCGAGCCGCGCCAGCUGGCCAACACCGCCUGGGCGCUGGGCAAGUGGCCGGCGGGGCUGCGCGGCCGUCGGGAGGCUCUGCUAGACGUGGCGCGCGCCGCGGAGUCGCAGAUGAGCCGCUUCAGGCCGCAGGAGCUGUGCAACCUGCUCCACGGCUGUGCGUCCGUGAUCGCCGCCGGCGGCGCGUGCGGUGCAGUGCUGCCGCCCCCGCCCGGCGUUUCCGUCACUGUGAGCCCGGCGGCGACGGCAGCUGGCGGCGGGGAGGCGGCGGCGGCGGGCGGCCUGCCGGCUUCGUUCCUGAAGGUCCAUGCGUACGCCUGCGCCGCAGUGCUGACGCAGCGAAGGCCGCCCGCUUCAGAGGCGGGCUCUGGUGCCGGCCACGGCGGCGCCCGACCCAGCUUCAGCAGCAACAACACCCGCAACAACAACCACAGCUUCAAAAUGCAGGAGCUGUCGAACCUGCUGUGGUCAUGGGGCGCGUUGCUGGGCUCUGACAGCCACGACGCGCUAUCUCCCGAUGCCUCCGGCUCUCGCUCCGCGAUGAUCCGGCCCUCCACUCGGAGACCGGCUGUGGGCUCAUCGGCAAUGCAGGAGGCGGUGCCGCCGCACACGCUGCCGUACCUCGAGGUGCUGUCCGCGCAGAUGGCGCUGGGGCUGGAGGCCGCGGGGCCACAGGAGCUGGCGAACAGCGUGCACGGCCUGGCACGUCUGCAGCUGGAGCCGUCUUGGGAGUGGGUGGACGCAUUCAUGGCGGCAGCACGACGCCACGUGCGGCAUGCGCGACCGCAGCAGUCCCAGCAGCAGCUGGUGAACGCGCCCAGCGGGAGCUGCACCGAAGCUGCGGCGGCGCCCGCGCGUCAGGGCUUCAGCCCGCGCGAGCUGUCCAAUUGGUUGUGGGGCUGCUCGCGGCUGCGGCUGCGGCUGCCGCGUGCGCUGCUGGACGGCGAGCUGGCUCCGGCGCUGGAGCGCUGCCUGCCGGCCAUGAACCUGCAGGAGCGCGUCAAUGUGCUGUGGGCUCUGGCCUGGCAGGCCAAGCUGGGUGCGGCAGACUGGCAGGAGCAUCCGGAGUGGCAUCAGCAGGAGGGGGAGCAGCAGGAGGAUGAGAAGGAGCAGCAGGAGGGGGAGCAGGCCAUGGCAGGGGCGCCUCACGGGCAGCAUCAGGCCCAAGCCCAGCAGCCACACGCCCGGGGCCAGGCUGAUGCACAGGCAGCAUUCGGGCCCAACUCGCACAGCCUCCCGACCACCCAUCCAGCUCCCGCCGCAGCGCGCUCGCCUGCUGCAACAGAUCAGCAGUUGCGGCAAACCCCCACCGCCGGCUUUGUGUCACGUGGCAGCUCCGGCCAUGCGCAGGCGUCACGCCCGCACUCGCCGGGAGCCGAGGGCGAGUCUGGUCAUUCGUCCAGAGCGCUCAGCGGUCCCGUGCUGAACGGCGUUCUGCGCUCGGUGCUCGACGCAGCCACCUCGGCCACUGCUGCUGCUGCUGCCCUCGAGGGUGCGAGGGCUGCACCCAGUGCUGACACGCCGGCACCGCCGGACACGCUGACGUCAGCGCUGGCGCGCAAGACGGCGGCCGCCGAGCCGGCGGCGGCGGUGGCGGCAAAGGCGGCGAAGGCGGCUGUGCCUGCGGCUGCCCCUCUGCCGCCGGUGCCGCAGUCAGGUGUAGCAGCGGCGGCGGCAGCAGCAGCAGCAGCCGCAGCAGCAGCAGCAGCAGCAGCAGCAGCAGCAGCAGCAGCAGCCGCAGCCGCAGCAGCGGGCCGCCGGGCGCAGGACGUGUCUGUGACGCUGUGGUCGCUGGCGACACUGCAUUCCGCCGGCAUUGACGGCAUCGACCUGGGCAGUAGCACCUGCGGCAGCAAGAGCAGCAGUAGCAGCGGCAGUAGCUCGGCCAGCGCCGUUGCCUCAUCCAGCCGCGAUGGCGGCAACGGGACCGCUGCCGACAAGGCGCACGGUUCCGAAGGCAACGCCGGCAGCGAAGCGGAGCCUGUGACCUUCGUUGGAAACGGGAACGGAAAUGGCAAUGGGAACGGAAACGGGAAUGUCCCUACUGCGGAGCAAGACCAGCAGCAACAGCAACAGCAGCAGGCGGUGCUGGAAGAGGCGGGGGCGACAGCGGCGCAGCAGCUGCUGGCGCUGUGGCAGGGCGCUCUGCCGCACAUGGGCCCCCAGGCCCUGUCCAACUGCCUGUGGGCUGCGUCACGGCUGCGGCUGCGGCUGACGGCGCCGCUGACGGCGGGGAUGCUGGCGGCGCUGCGGCGGCACGGGCGCGGCCUGGCCCCGGCGGAGGCUGCGGCAGUGGUCCGCAGCCUGGGAAUGCUGUGUCCCACGCUGCCGCUGGCGUCGGCGCAGCCUGAGACGGCGGCGGCGGCGCUGCCGCCGUCGGCGGCGCAGCAGGCUGCUACAGCCACGGCCGCGGACCUGGUAGCGGUGGUGCUGGGGGUGCUUGAGCACGUGUACAUCCGGCACGCCAGCUACAGCCUUGGCCAGCUGGCGCAGGUGUGUCACGGCGGCGCGCUGCUACUGCGGUGGGCCGGCGGCAGCCGACAGCUGCUACAGCCGCCGCCGUCGCAGGCGCCCUACUCGGCCGCGCGCAGCGCCGACGGCUCGGAUGCAGACGGCGGACUGUUCGUACCAGCUGCGCUCGAGAUACGAAUGAGCAUGGAUCUCGAGGACGAUUUGAUGUACGGCGGCUCGUCUGCCGGCGCGGCGGCGGCCGCCGCCGCGUCAGGGCUGGGCGCAGGCGCCGCUGCCGCCGCGGCGGCCGCACGUGCGCAGCAGCGGCGGCUUAUCCCACCCCUGGACUGGCUCCUUUUGCAGCUGCAGCUCGCGUACCGCGGCCGCGCCGCCAAGGCGCCCGGCGGCGGCGACGCAGCGACAGCCCCCGCCACCAGCAGCACCGGCGGCGGCGACGCCGCCGGCUCCGCCGCCGCCGCUUCCGUGUCUGUGUCCGUGGAGGAGGUGGCGAUGACGCUGCAGGCCGUUGGGCUGCUGCUGCCGGAGGGCGCGUCCAUGCUGACGGCGGCGCGCUGCGCGGACCUUGCGGCGUGGGGGCAGGACCUGACGCGCCUGCAGCUGCGGCGGCUGCUGUCGGCGGCCGCGCCGCCAGCGCCUCAUGUGCGGGAGCCAGUGCCUCAUGUGCGGGAGCUAGCGCCGCUCCUGCACGCGGUUGCUGUGGCAGCGGUGGGCUCUGUACACGCCGCGCGCAUUCGGCGCGCCGCCGCCGCGGAGCGGCUCCGCCGCGCCAGCGGCGCCGCAGCCGGGGCAGCGGGCGGGGCGGGAGCUGGCGCGGGGCUCGGUGGCAGCGGGUCGCCGUACGCUGGCGAGGGGCUGGCCCGGAGCAGUGUGGAUGAGUUUGUGGUGAGCGGUCGCAAGGCAGCGCGGCGCGAGGAGCAGCGCCUGCAGCAGCUUUUGCACCAGUACCAGCAGCUGCAGCCGCCGCCUGCGGUGCCUGAAGCAGCGCCGGCUUCUGCUGCAUCUGCUGACGCGGCUGCGGCAGCCGCUCGUAGCGCGCCGCCUGCGGCCAGCACCAGCGCCGCACUCUCGGGCCGUCCCCAACCCCCGCUGACGCUGCAGUCACUGGCACCACCCCAGCAACUCCCCCAGCAGCCGGCACCGACGACGACGCCAGCGCCGACGCCGGCGCAGCAGGGCGGGCUGCAGGGCCCCGCCUCUCCCGCCUGGCAGGCGUCCGGCCUGUCGCCCGAGUGGCUGUCGCGCCUGUGGGCUGUCAGCGGGCUCAGCCUGGCUGAGGCCAGCCCGCUGGACGCCGCGCUGCUGCUGUGCUCACUGGGCGCGCUGUCAGUGCGCCCGCCAGAGGCCUGGGCGCACGCGCUGCUGGCGGCCGUGCGGCCGCACCUGCGCGCGCGGCCGCUGGCAGGCGCGGCAGGCGCGGCGGGCGCUGGCGCGCCCGCGGCGGCGGCUGCGCCGUCGCCGGCUCUGAGCGACCAAACGCUAGGCAUGCUGAUCCUGGGCCUCGGCAAGGCGCGCGUGUCGCCGCCGCGCGAGUGGAUGGUUGCAGCGCUGGCGGAGGUGGAGGUGCGCGCCGGAGGCGCCACUGCCGCCGCUGCUGCCGCAGGCGCAGGCGCAGGCGCAGGCGCAGGCGCAGGCGCAGGCGCCGGCGCAGGCACAGGCGCCGCUGGCGGUGUGGCCGUGGCUCUUGACCCGCGUGUGCUCAAGUCGGUGCUUGUGGGUCUGGCGGAACUCGAGUGGCCGCUGCCGGCCGAGUGGCUGACGCGCGUGGUGCUGGCGGCCGCGCCGCGGCUGCGGCAGCUGCGCCCCGCCGACCGCGGCCGCAUGUACCUGGCUCUGGUGGCGCUGGAUGCGGGUCUGGCGGACCGCAUGGGGUACGACUUCUGCCACGUCAUCGCGGCGGCGGCGCAGUCGCGGCAGGGCGGCGGCGGUGGUGUUGGCGGCGGCGGCGGCGGCGGUGGCGGUGGUGCGGGCGGUGUUGGUGGUGCGGGAGGCGCCGCGGUUGUGGCGGUGGCGGGCACGGAGGGCGCGGGGCAGCAGCGGUCGUUGUUCACGCGGUCGCGCGGCGGCUGGCGUUGAGGACGGGAGGUGCAGGGCGCGCGGGCCGCAUGGGCACCCGUGAUUGGUUGGGCUCCGGUGAGGUUGUCCUGCACACGUCGCUGCACGGGGUAUGAUACCAGACAGGAUGCGGGGGCCUAGGGAGGGGGCUGUAGUUGCGAUUCCCAGUCAUAAGUAGGGGGCCUGCACGUUGGCAGUAAGGUAUGGCUGAUGAGGUCCCCGCGGGGCCCGUGGGGUGAGCGUUGUGGUGAGCGGCGCACAUGCCUCGCAGGGUCUGCUCCGCUAGUGUGCAUGGGAGUGACGUGCUUAUAGGUUUUAGCUAGCUGAAGAUGGCUGGGGAGUGUAGGUCAGACGCGCAGGUGUGAAGACACUUUGGGAACUGGGGAAAACCUUGGCGAAGUGGUAACUGCAGGCUUACAAGUGUUCCAGGCACACAACACGAGGGCGGAGAUCACCUUGAGCAGUUUCUUUGUCGAGUCAGUUUGUACCGCAGGAAGUGUAUGUGCAGAUUUUCAGCGUUAAUUAAUGCGGAUGUUUACAGCGGCGAGUGGGUGGGCGUCGGGCGUAGCGGCGGCGGCGGCAGCGGUUUGCGGGGGUUGCCUUCCUCCGCUAGGGCAGGUCAGGGGUGCACGGCGGGAUUUUGUUUCGGUCACGCACGAUGUCACCCACUGCACUGUAACAAUUUCGGAUG
This is a messenger RNA of Chlamydomonas reinhardtii, 6580 nucleotides long. RefSeq lists its product as uncharacterized. The transcript is spliced from 5 exons. Bases 493 to 5910 code for a protein of 1805 amino acids. The record is from RefSeq and is a predicted model, not a curated record. NCBI's taxonomy places the organism in Eukaryota, Viridiplantae, Chlorophyta, Chlorophyceae, Chlamydomonadales, Chlamydomonadaceae.